Nymphaea colorata (pocket water lily) is the source of this 588-nucleotide messenger RNA. Its product is annotated as WAT1-related protein At1g09380-like. The transcript is spliced from 5 exons. NCBI's taxonomy places the organism in Eukaryota, Viridiplantae, Streptophyta, Magnoliopsida, Nymphaeales, Nymphaeaceae. The annotation marks the transcript as partial. The record is from RefSeq and is a predicted model, not a curated record. Gene Ontology annotation, cellular component: plasma membrane. Gene Ontology annotation, molecular function: transmembrane transporter activity.
GUGGAACUCCGUAGUAGCUUUUGGGGAAGGGGACGAAUUUUUGGAGCCAAGAUGAACGAGAGGUAUCCACAUCCUUACUCCAGCACAGCCCUCAUGUGCCUGUUUUCAGCCAUUCAGUACACAUGUAUUGCAGGCGUUGUCGAUAGGACUCUAUCUGCAUGGAGGCUCAGCUGGGAUGUCAAGCUCUUGACUACCAUUUACGGGGGCAUUCUGUUAUCAGGCUUGGUUGUGGCUCUCAUUUCAUGGGCUAUUCCGAUGAGAGGACCACUGUUUGUCUCAGCUUUCAACCCCUUGUCCCUUGUCAUUGUUGCCUUUUUUGGGUCCAUAUUUCUUGAUGAGGCUCUUCAUCUAGGAAGUGUGGUUGGUGCUGGAUUGAUCAUCUUGGGACUGUACACUGUGCUGUGGGGCAAAGGGAAAGAGGUGAAGGAACUUGUCCAGCUUCAGGCACACAGAUCUGCUGGAGAAGCAACUAAACUGGAUUCAGAUGGGUUGCACUUGAACUCGGCUGGUGCAGGCAUUGGUGCAGAUCAAGUGCCAGAGCACAGCAUAAAAGAAGAUCAGAUAGACUGUUCAGUUGUAGCUAAUUGA